AUGUCUCCGAUUAAAUCUUCCAAACCGUUCAUCCGCCCCUGCGAAGGCUCGAACUGGGAUUCAGCGGCGUACGUCUCCGACACCAAGCUCCACGCCCGUGUCGCCGCCCACCUCGCCGAAAAUGACCUAGCAUCCGCCAUCGCAACCGCCUUCUCCCUACCCACGCGCGACAGCUACACAUACCACGCCAACAUGAGCGUCUCCCUCGCACAAGUCCAAUAUGUCAUCUCUCUAGGCAACGCAAAUGGCCUGCACGUCUGGUACUACUCUCCGAAACCCCCUUCCGCCAAUGAAAAGCCCGAAUCGGACAUCGAAACCUACAUCUCCAUCUUCGCGCCCCAAACUCUAACCCCCAACAUUCUCAAAACCUUCUCCUCGAACGCAAGAAAGGGUUCCCUCCGCCAAUCCAUCGCAUCCUACCUCAUCACAAAAAGAUAUCUGCACCCCUUCCUCCCCGCACUGCAGAUCCCGCGGUCCAAAAAAUCCGCGCCGCCCAAUCCCUAUCUCGACUUCAUCUCCUGGGCCUGUGUGAACCUGGAAUGGGCAGGCCCUUGCCCGGCUUCCGAAGCCCUCAAAGGCUCGCACCAUGUUUUACCUGUGUUUAUGCAUCACUUUGGGUGCGUAUGCCCCUCGCACGAGGCGCUGUCCAUACUAAAAGUCCUCGCCGCGGGUAGAGAGAUCUGGGAUAUGGGCAGCGGAAACGGGUACUGGGCGUUCAUGCUACGGGCGUACGGGCUGGUCGUGAAGCCGGUAGACAAUGCGCAGAGCAGUUGGCGGGUAAGUUGGGUGUCCGAUACGGAAAUUGCAGAUGGCGAGGCGUAUAUACGCAGCCAUGAUAGUGGUAGGGACGCCGUUCUCCUGCUUGUGUACCCCAUUGUCGGGGGUGGCAUCGCUGGUGGGCAGGAGGGCGGCUUUACAAGGGGGUUGCUUAGGGAAUACAAAGGAGAUACCGUCGCUGUCGUAGGUACCCAGAAUCAUAACGGGUACACAGGGUUCAAGAAUAUGAGUAUAGAUGAGUACAUGGAGCGUGAGCAGCCGGGGUGGACGAAAGUUGUCCAGGUGCCUUUGCCCAGUUUUCCGGGGAAGGACGAAGCUUUGUUCGUUUUCCAGAGUGGCGAGAGGGCACCGCCCAAGACUAUAGGUCAGGGCCAGGACAGUUAA
Pseudomassariella vexata is the source of this 1161-nucleotide messenger RNA. RefSeq lists its product as uncharacterized. Bases 1 to 1161 code for a protein of 386 amino acids. The transcript has 2 exons. The record is from RefSeq and is a predicted model, not a curated record. NCBI's taxonomy places the organism in Eukaryota, Fungi, Ascomycota, Sordariomycetes, Amphisphaeriales, Pseudomassariaceae.